Colletotrichum godetiae is the source of this 1383-nucleotide messenger RNA. RefSeq names its product aromatic prenyltransferase. The record is from RefSeq and is a predicted model, not a curated record. Gene Ontology annotation, biological process: alkaloid metabolic process. Gene Ontology annotation, molecular function: transferase activity, transferring alkyl or aryl (other than methyl) groups. The coding region runs from base 1 to 1296 and encodes 431 amino acids. The transcript is spliced from 2 exons. NCBI's taxonomy places the organism in Eukaryota, Fungi, Ascomycota, Sordariomycetes, Glomerellales, Glomerellaceae.
AUGGCCCAUCAAGCCAAUGGAACCGCUAAGAGGAACAUUUACAACGAAGUUGACGCUCCCGAUGCUUCUUUUACUUCCACUUCCAAAGGAGGUCCUCUCAUCUCCUCAUGGCUCCCCACUCUCCGUAACACGCUUUCCUCACUCCUACACUGGACAGGCUCCUACUCAGCCCACAUUCAGGACGCCCAUCUCGCCUUUGUGCGUGCAGCCGUGGUCCCCCGCCUCAAACAGCCACCCACCGCGGCUGACAGGCAGCACUACAUAUUGACACAUAACCAAUCACCUUACGAAGCAAGCGUUGCCUUUUCAUCUCAUAAAGGGGCCAAGGUGCGUUUUACGGUGCAGCCUUUGGUGGAUUCCAGCCCCGGGCCUGCGUGUAAUGACCCUCUAGGGCAGAAGGGAUUGCGUGAGAAGCUAGAAGGUCUGGCGUCUGCCUGUCAUGCGGAUCGUAUCUGGCUAGAUGCCUUUCUAGACUCUGUUCUCCUUACUGUCGAAGAGGAGGCAGGCUUGCUCGAAGUGAAGGCUGACGGUGCGCUGCCGCGACAAAUUUGUUAUACCGGAUUCGAUCUCGAGUCCGAUGAGAAUGCGACCAUCAGCAUGAAGGCGUACCUUUUCCCUCAACUCAAAGCCCUCGCAACAGGCCGGUCGCUGGUGAACAUCACCGAGUCCGUUGCAACACGCCUUGCUGAGGGCGACGAGGCAAUGUUGGCUGCAUGGGGACUACUCAAAAUCUUUCUCGUCUCCCAGGGCGAGGACAACAUCAACAUCUACUUCCUCGCCAUCGACUGCCUGGCACGCAACAAGAAGCCUCGCUUCAAGGUCUACGUCCACACUCACGCCAACUCGCUCGCGUCAGCCCGUAAUGUCUUCACCCUAGGCGACCGGCUUCCUGCCUCCUCAGCCGACUUCCUCCCACAGGUCUGGCCCUUACUCAUGGACAUGGAAGACGUUUCCUCGGCCGACAUGGACGGCCUGGAAAAGCCACUCAAUGAGCCUGACAGCAAGUAUUGCGGGCUCUGCUUCGCCUUUGAGAUAGUACCGGGAAAGACGGUCCCGCAGGUCAAGAUGUACGUGCCCAUAUGGCAAUACGCUCGUGACGAGGCCGGAGUUAUGGAGCGCUAUGAGCGAAUACUCCAGACGCAGGGAAUGAAGUCUGGAGAGUACGACUUUGGAGCUGCUGUUCAAGACGCCUUCGGCAGCGAGAGAGAUACUGGUCUGCAUACCAUGGCAUCGGUUUCCUCUUCUAGUAAGGGCGUGGGGUUCAGCGCCUAUUUUGGGCCAAGGUUUUGGGAAUGAGCGUCAUUGGUCAACUAUGUAUGAAUCUAGUAAAUGCUUUUCGUACGAUGAUGGAAUAGUGUCUUUCUGGGAACUACUUGAUUUAGC